Messenger RNA from Pristis pectinata (smalltooth sawfish), 5242 nucleotides. It is a transcript of the gene kctd10, whose product is annotated as potassium channel tetramerization domain containing 10. The transcript has 7 exons. Gene Ontology annotation, molecular function: ubiquitin-protein transferase activity; protein binding. Gene Ontology annotation, biological process: proteasome-mediated ubiquitin-dependent protein catabolic process; protein homooligomerization; protein ubiquitination. The coding region runs from base 90 to 1031 and encodes 313 amino acids. Lineage: Eukaryota; Metazoa; Chordata; Chondrichthyes; Rhinopristiformes; Pristidae. The record is from RefSeq and is a predicted model, not a curated record. Gene Ontology annotation, cellular component: Cul3-RING ubiquitin ligase complex.
CAAACUUCAGGCGCCGCUGAGGGGGGCGGAAGUGAGGCGGAGUUACCGGAAGUGCGCUGGCGGAUCGGUGGGAGCGCAGCGGAGAGUUGAUGGAAGAGAGAAUGUCUGGCGAAAGUGCGGUGAGUCCAGUACCUGCAGCCUCCACCCGUACCACUUCUUUCAAAGGGGCGAGUCCGAGCUCCAAGUAUGUGAAGCUGAAUGUCGGAGGUGCUCUCUAUUACACAACCAUGCAGACGCUGACCAAGCAGGAUACCAUGCUGAAGGCCAUGUUCAGUGGCAGGAUGGAGGUGCUCACAGAUAGCGAAGGCUGGAUUCUAAUUGACCGCUGCGGCAAACACUUUGGCGCUGUUCUGAACUACCUACGUGAUGGUGCUGUGCCACUCCCAGAGACUAACCGCGAGAUCGAGGAACUACUGGCUGAGGCUAAAUACUAUCUGGUGCAGGGGCUGGUGGAGGAGUGCCAAGCUGCCCUUCAGCAGAAAGAAACUUACGAACCUUUCUGUAAAGUUCCUGUCAUCACAUCAAACAAAGAGGAGCAACGAUUAAUAGCAACAUCCAAUAAGCCUGCAGUUAAGCUGUUGUAUAACAGAAGCAACAACAAAUAUUCUUACACUAGCAACUCUGACGAUAACAUGCUAAAGAACAUCGAGUUGUUCGACAAGUUGUCUCUGCGCUUUAAUGGCAGAGUUCUGUUCAUUAAGGACGUUCUCGGUGAUGAAAUCUGCUGCUGGUCCUUCUAUGGACAGGGGCGAAAGAUUGCUGAGGUGUGCUGCACUUCCAUCGUGUAUGCCACAGAAAAGAAACAGACCAAGGUUGAGUUCCCUGAAGCCCGAAUCUAUGAAGAGACUCUAAAUAUUUUACUGUACGAGACUCAGGAUGGGCGUGGGCCAGACAAUGCUCUGCUGGAGGCAACCGGAGGAGCUGCUGGGCGGUCUCACCACCUUGAAGAGGAGGAGGAGCGAGAGAGAAUUGAACGGGUUCGGAGGAUUCACAUCAAGCGUCCAGAUGACCGAUCACAUCUCCAUCAGUGAGGGGUAGUUUCUCCGGCUGAGUAGCAGUACAAUUCCAUCCCUACCUUCCUCGGAGAAAGAGAGACAACAGAAAACAUUAUCACCUGGUGGAGUUCUUGCAAAGUUUGAUAGUGGAAACUGGUUUAAAGCCAUUUGGUAAAGCUUAGCCAGACUAUCUUCUCAUGAGAAGCAGUACAUGAAGUGUGGAGAAUUGCAGAAACACUGCAAAAUCUAACGUGGGAUCCUGGCUUCACAGUUAAAUUCUAGCCUUAAAAUUUACCCUAAUUAAUGAAGAAGCAAGGUACUGUGUUUUUUUUAAAAAGUUGUAUAGAAUGUUACUCAAAGAAAAUGUGCAUGUACACUUGAUUUAUUUUCAUUGUUAUCAGAUAUGCUGCACUUUCUCCAUAUAUAGAUAGCUCUUUCAACCUUAGCAGCCUCCACAUGCUGCUGAGAGUAAGCUUGGAGAUUGUGGGGAUGAACAUCAGGUGAAUCACACCUGAGAGACAGAUGAUGCUGCAGUCAAGUAACAUCCUGCUUCAUGCCUGCCCUUUCUAUUUCAAACACUGCCAUCCUGCUGUGUACUCCAGCAUUUUGCCAUGGUUAUUUUGGAUUCCCAGCAAUCUCUUUACCUGAUUAAUUGGUGUAACAAACACUGCUGAGCAAAAACCUCUUUCCUCUUCCACAUCGACCACUCUGUACUUUUAUUCCUCACAGGUGUCGCUGAGUAACUUAACUAUUUAUUUUACACUGUUGUUUUCAUUUACCGAAGCAACCAGAGAUAUUGCUACAGUUUGGAUUCCCUUGUAACCCCAGAGAGCUGCAAUCCAUUACUUUGGCUUUUAAGAUUUUCAGACAGCUGCAGAUGAUUUUCCAGUCCUUCAUUCGGAAUUCUCCAUAAAACCUCCUUUUAAUCUCUAAAGUCCAGUCAUGAUAAAUUUGUAAUAUUGAAUCUUCUUCCUACCACUUGUCUUCAGUCUUUUACUCCAUUACAAACUCUAUUUUGCUGUGCAAGUGAUUGGCAGCUUGACUCCUGGCCUUCCAUUCUGAAGCAGUGAUCACGGUUAGGAGUUUAUUGAGAAUGUUUUAUGGCUGAGGAUAGAAGGGCCAGCCUGUAAUGUCAGGUGCACAAUGUUAGCAUGAAUGUAGGGAUUUAGUUCCAUUGUAAAGUGUUCCCUGGACCUUUCUGAAUUUACAUUCACGUUACAAAUACUUGCCCAUGAAUCACUCUGUUCGGAAGACAUGAGGAGCAGACUUGUAACUUCAAUGUUCCCAUUGAAGUUGCAAGUGAUGUCCAUCCCUGAUCAGAGGAAUGGUUACCAGAACUGUGUAGUGGUUUAAAUUAUCCCUCUUGUUCCAGAUUUUGACUGCCUACUAUACUAGCACAUCCACCAUCCAUUCAUUUCCCUAUUGACAUUAAAAAUAACCCUUUCUCCAAACCCAUUUCACCACUCCUGAAGACUGAGAUAUCACAGUGAUACUCUAGUGAUUAUACUUGCCACUGCUGAGCCACGAUCUAAGAGUGGGUGUUUCUGUGUUGAAUAGUGAUGGGGGGCAAUCUUCCACUGCAAGAGAUUUUAAUAAAUUACUGAAAUAAAAGCCUAAAGAAACUUGCGUCAACAGUAACUAAUCAGGAAUCGGUGUCUCCCAAAAGAAGAAGACCUACCUGCGUUCAUUCUGAAGUCGCAUUUUAUUACAAUUCAAUGUUUUUCUUUAUUACCUCUAGGUUAAUAUGGAAGGUUAACGUUAAUUAGCUAGCAAAUGAUAUGUUAACACAAAUCGUGCUGAAUCUAAACCACACAACAGUCAUAGUGCUGGGUUUUAAAUCACAGUGAAAUUUCUUACUGUGGUCACUUUAAUUGUAGAGGGAGGGGAAAUCUCAAUGUAAUGAAAUUAGGUUAUAGAUUCUCACCCGUGGGUUCAAUUGGAAGCAGCAUUUUGAGUUGAAUAUCACUAGAGUGAAAUGAUGGUGACUGUGAAUGAGACAGUGUAAAUUAAGGUGGUGAAUCAAGAACAUCACACUGACUUAAUUCCAAUUUCCCAAAAGCAUGCUGUAGACAGUGCGGACAGUAUGGUGGGAUGGUCUGAAUCUGUUAGCUGGUAUUAAUGAAAAUGAUGUAUCCACAGUGCUGACGUAUCACUAAUUUCUUGCAUCAACAUUUUGGCAUGAAGUAAGCUAAUAAGUAGAAUGGAGGCUCAUGCAAGUACCACCUCUUCAGCCUGAUUAGGAAAAACAGUCACUGAUCAUUCCAAUUUGUAGUUAAUGAAGUAACAUUGGUAAUCUGAAGCUAUUUCAAUGACUAGAACCAGUGAUCUAAUAUCACACAAACACAAUUUUACCACAUCUGGAAUUAUCCUUGACGGAGAAUUGCAACUGUUUGAAGCAGGAACAAAAAUGCAUUGAGUGUAGAUAUUCCUUGAACUCAAGUGGCCCACAGUGAACAGGAAAAACCUCAUGUUUGCAGACUAAAUUUUAAUCAAAUCCCAUCUCGCCUGACUCCAGCCAGCAAGAUGCGGUUCGUCUUCUGGCCUAACCAGCAAUUUGAUUCGGGUGUCAACUGUUUGCCAGAUUUGUGGGACCGUCCCGAGGGCUAAUGCAAGGUGAUCCAGCACAGGAGUUGUUCACUGUGCUUGGUGUGCACUCACAGGCUGGUGGGAGCUAAUUUUUGGGCCAAAGUCACGGGAAAACUGGAGUGUACACAACCGUGGAUCUAUGUUUGGAAAAUGGAAGACUUGUUUUAUUUCAAUGAGCUAGUUUCAGGAAUACUUGUUGGAGAAAAAAAUAUUAAGGUACAGACAUUUGUCCUCAAUCGCAUGGACUGAAUGAACCAGGUAUGUAUGUGCAUGUAGAAGUCUGUAUCCAAAAAUUUGGUGAACUUUGCUGGAACUGAAUUUCAGAAGCAGGCUAUGGCCUUGCUUGUGCCCAAGAAUGAAUUUCUAUCCCUUGUUAGCCUUAAAGGGUGUAGAGAGAAGUUAGGAAUCAGCGUAGUUCAGUAGUGCCUCAGAUGGCCAGUCUUUUUAACACUCAGUUUUAAUAUGACCAGGAGCCGAUGGUGAUAGUAAAUACUGUUCAUGGAAUGUCCUUAUUGUUGGUAGAUAUUCAAAUAACUUCACUGCCUCGGUUUUCAGUUGUUUCUAUUGUAAAACCACACAGAAGACGAACGGUUAAUAUUACACUGCAGUCUCUUCCUUGCCUCCCAGCCCUCCAUUUAUGGAGAGCUCUGAGGAAAGUCCUCCAUAGAUGGUCCAAGCUCAAACAGAAAACCAGCUUUAAAUGUUUUUUAGGAGUAGGGAUUAAUCUGCUUAUGGCUUUCAUUUAUCUUUAGCCAAGUCUCAGCCACACCAUUGGUAGGCUUCAAUUGAAUGACAUGAAAGUCUUUGCUUAGAUUCUAGGCUACAGUGUGUGAUUAACAGCUCACUUUAAGCACCCCAAAGCAUGGUGAUCAUUGGAGGUUCUCAACCACAAUCUUCUGGAUGGCUUCCUUAAUGAAUAACCUGCUGCAUUUUGGCUGAGAAGAUAACAGUGGUUUUAAUAACUGAUGAUCAAAUUCAAUGGAAAAGUUUAUUCAGAAACUUCCAUUUAUUAGUGAUGCUUGCAUAAUGUGAAGUGUUGUAGAUAUGGGCAAUCCUGAAUAGACCUUGCCACAGCAUAGAAUUCCCUUUAACACUUGUACUCAGACUGUAAGACAACUAGCAUGGGCAAGGAAACAAUGAACACUACUGGAGAAUGCUCUCCUGAGAUACUUUGAGUUAGUGUUUACUUGUUAUCUGUGUUACUGUAUUGGGCUCCUUCAAACCUGAGUUUUAAGGCACUAUAACCUUCUCUGUGAGUGCUUGAUGGUGUUUGAGAAUGGAACAUGCUUUAUUCCCCAGUACUAGUGUCAUGCACUUUUAUACCACAAAUGUUUUUUACGUUGCAAGUUACUCUUCCAAUCUGGUACUAUAGUAAUCUGUUCAGAGAAUUACACCAGCACAGCUCUCUGUAUGCAACUGUCCUUCAGUUUUCCAUUUUCAAAUGUAUGUUCAAGUCAAUGUCUGAUUUUUAUUUUCCAAAAUCUUUUGAAAACUACUUUUGUUUCAUCUGUUCAAAUUUUUGACUGUCAUGGAGGUUCAUUGUAUUCCCCUUUAUUUUAUGAUAGUAAAUUUUAAAAAUCUGCAUUUUGUACAGAUGUAAAAACAAAUCUCCACCUUUAUUUAGCUAAAUGAUGUGAAUAAAUUGUGAACUAUAUUCAUAA